CCCCCAGGAGCCGCCUGUUGCGCCGCCCGCUCCUCACUCGGACGCCCCUGAGAUGCCCAUGUGUGCUGCGGAGCGUUACGCGAUGGACAACAUCGAGGCCUUCAUCCGGAGAACAGAGCCUCAGAAUGAGGAGCAGAAGAUGAAAUUCCUGCACAGCAUCCGCAGCAUCUGCAACACCGCAGCGGAGAGGAACACGGUGCAGGAACUGCGCGUCUUCUGCCACCAGAACAAUCUUGUGGAGAACAUCAUGGUGCUGCUGGCAGAGGAGCCGCACGAGAAGCUGAGCUCCGAACUGCGGCUGCAAGCGAUGGCCGCCAUCACCGCCCUCAGCAAGGUGGAAGGGGUGUUGGAGAAGAAGAUCCCUCUCUUUGUUGUGUGCUUCCAGAGCGUCUUCCUGCUUCCUUCGGAGCAGGACCUGGACACUCACCUUUACUCUCAGACUCUCUGGGCUCUGGAUGAGAUGCUGGACACCUUGGUGUUCAUCCACCCCACUGCCAGCAUUGGAGAGGAGCUGAGAAACGUCUUCCAGGUGCUGCUGCCCUUCACCUCCAUGCAGAACUCGGCUGCGCGCCAGAGGGCAGUGGGGCGCAUCUGGAAGCUGAGCCAUUUGCUGGCGCAUCACUGCCAGGAGAAGCCCCAUCACUCCUCGGGACAGUCCAGAUCCAUCUGCUAUGACGAGUUCCACCUGCCCGUGCUGGGGCAGCUGGUGGGAAGCCUCAUCCUGUGCUGCGCCUUCCAGGAGGAGAAAACGCAGCGCUGUGCUUUGAGCGCCCUCCGUCACCUCUACACUUUUAUCCUGCGGAGAAGCCGUAAGAAGACGGCCGCUGACCGCCUGCAUCCAUUGCAAACGUCCCGCGGGGCCGAGCGUGGAUGGCGCUGCGUCAGCUGCUGCUCAGAGCAGUGA
Lagopus muta (rock ptarmigan) is the source of this 904-nucleotide messenger RNA. RefSeq names its product maestro heat-like repeat family member 5. The transcript is spliced from 8 exons. The record is from RefSeq and is a predicted model, not a curated record. Lineage: Eukaryota; Metazoa; Chordata; Aves; Galliformes; Phasianidae. Bases 53 to 904 code for a protein of 283 amino acids. Gene Ontology annotation, cellular component: cytoplasm.